Messenger RNA from Cotesia congregata, 1224 nucleotides. Lineage: Eukaryota; Metazoa; Arthropoda; Insecta; Hymenoptera; Braconidae. The record is from the annotation of a GenBank genome assembly.
AUGUAUAUUCUAAAACUUUUAAAAAACUCGAAAAAAAAAUCUGGGUGGUUUUCCGUAGUCUCUGGUAAUAAUGCGAUGGGAAGCGCAAGAGUUUACAGACGGAUUGAAAGUCUUGUACGAGGUGGAGUACCAGCUUUCCUCUUAGCAGCACCACUUCGAAGCUACACUCUUACACACUCCAAGAUGGAAGACGGAAAUCUACGUGCUCAUUAUACCAAGACAAUAAUACAGGCUGGCGAGGUACUACGCUUAAUAGCAGUCUUUCAAGAUACCAGAAAAUGCAGUUCAAUACCCUUUGGAAUAACAGGAGGUAUAUCGGAAAAAGACCAAUAUGCUCAAUGUUUAGAUUCCCAUGGUCGCGAAGUGUUUGUCGCUUUAUCAACUCGAGGUGAAUUUUAUGCAAUAUGCCAGAGUAGUAAUGCAGAUAACGGAAAUGACGCUGUUCUUUAUAGAGUUCAUCACUUAGCAAAACGUGCUCUUCCUCUUAGGGUCCGAUUAAUAGCUGGGCCACUACCUAUCCUACUACCGAGAGAAUACGGAGGUUUGAUGCAAUUGGAAGCAUCAACGAAAGGUUCCAUUGUUCUUGGUUGUAUUGUACCGGAGAGACCAGUUCCAAAUCCUGAAAUGCUAGAACUCGUGGUAUCAGGUAUUGGAGCACCUCGAGUUCGUAGAGCACAACUUGGUUAUCCAUCAGAAGCACGACUACUAACAUCGCCAAAGAUGCAACGAUUAUUAUCGGCUUGCAGUCGGGCGGUCGGUGAUCGUGCUACAGAACCACGAGUGGCGCCACAGAAACUUCAUGCUAGCAGUAUUAGUAAUAAUAGUCUUGGUGAUGGAUCAAAAGAAAUGCACUUAAAAAAAAUAAAACCCAAACCGGAAACUAAACCCGUGCUACAGAGUUUGCGUGAAGGUCUUGAACAGUUUAAAAAAUCAACUGUUCGUGAGCAUAUACAGAGGUCUAUAUCCACGAGUUUUCUGGAAACACCUCCAGUAAAAGUUGAACUUGAGCCAAAUUAUGCACGGGUAUGUGAUAGUUUAACACCUUUGACGAUAGCACCUCAAUCUAAAGUGAUAUGUACUAAAACAGAUGAUUUGUACACUGAAAUUUGUGAAACAAAUUCUAAUAAAAAAAUUCAAGAUUUUCCUGAUAAUCAUGUAAUUGCUAGGAUAAAAAUUGUUGUAAAAAGUAGUGACUCUGUCGUCGAAGAUCUGCCGAUUCUUUAG